Molecule: messenger RNA, 1819 nt
Organism: Durio zibethinus
Lineage: Eukaryota; Viridiplantae; Streptophyta; Magnoliopsida; Malvales; Malvaceae
Molecular function (GO): nucleotidase activity
Source: RefSeq, a predicted model, not a curated record
UGUUAGGAGAGAUUUAAAAAAAAAAAAAAAGACGCCAUCCUGCUGUUCGACAAACGCUAUCCCUUCCUCUCUCCCUUCUUAAUUAUUAAUCUCGUAUCAAAAGUGUUCUGUGUCUCAUCUGGAAAGCUUUUUCUCCGUCAUAAAAUCCUUUUUUCACUCUCUUUCUCAAACUUCCGUUAGACCCGGACUAUCUAUCUUUCUCUCAUUUAUCUAUCUAUCCAUUCCAUCUCCCUUUUCCCAUUUAUUGUAAUAUCUUCUUUAGGGUUUUGAUUCAAUCAUUUUUAAUUUAGAAAGAGAAAAUGACGACUACUUCUGUGAAGAACAACAUUUUACCUCCUGCCUUGGGUAACAAUCUCCAAGAAGUUCUUCUUAGCAGAAAAGGAGGAAACAACAACAACAAUGAACAACAAAAGGAUGAUUCUGUUGGUGGUGAUUCUACUGAGCCAUCUGCUUCUACUUGUAAUGAAAACGCUCCUGAUGACAAUGACUGCUCCAAGCCUGUUGUCUUGGUUACCAAUGCGGAAGGGAUUGAUUCCCUUGGCCUUGUUUAUCUCGUUCAAGCUUUGGUCCGUUUAGGCCUCUACAAUGUCCAUGUUUGCGCCCCUCAAUCGGACAAAUCUGUUUCCGGUCAUUCCGUGACUGUCCGAGAAACAAUUACUGUUACUCCAGCAGAAAUGGAUGGUGCCACAGCAUAUGAAGUCUCAGGGACUCCUGUGGAUUGUGUCUCCUUAGCAUUGUCUGGGGCGUUGUUCUCAUGGUCAAAGCCUCUGCUGGCAAUUAGUGGAAUCAACCAGGGAUCAAGCUGUGGUCAUCACAUGUUUCAUUCAGGUGUUGUGGCUGGCGCUAGAGAAGCAUUAAUUUGUGGUGUACCAUCUUUGUCAAUAUCACUGAACUGGAAGAGAGAAGAAAGCCAAGAAAGUGAUUUUAAGGAUGCAGUUGCUGUCUGUUUACCUUUAAUAAAUGCAGCCAUCAGAGAUAUUGAAAAGGGUGUUUUCCCUAAAAGUUGCUUUCUCAGUAUAGAAAUUCCUACUUCACCUUCAGCAAACAAGGGUUUUAGAUUGACCAAGCAAAGUAUGUGGAGAUCUGCACCAAGUUGGCAAGCUGUUUCAGCUAAUCGGCAUCCUUCUGCUGCACAUUACAUGUCUAAUCAACAAAGCCUUGGGCUCCAACUUGCACAGCUUAGCCGAGAUGCAUCAGCUGCUGGUGCCGCUCGCCACCUGACCACACAAAGGAAGAAUGUGGAGGUAGAGUCCGUUGGGGCUGCUAAAUCUGAUACAAAUAAACUGAAAAAGUACUUUCGACUGGAGUUUGUAGAUAAAAAGCAGGAAGACACAGAUGAGGAUUUGGAUUUCAGGGCACUUGACAACGGAUUUAUUACAGUAACUCCUCUAUCACUUUCUCCACAAAUUGAGUCGGACAUUCAGACGGCUGCAUCGGAUUGGAUCUGCGGUGCGCUUCAUGGGGAGCAAUAGAACCUUGGGACCACCAUGAAAUCUGAAAGUCAUUUGAACACAACUGCAGGAGCCAUUACGUUUAGUGAUCAAUUGAUUUGUGCUUUAUUGUUACUUUUCUUUUUCUUCUUUGUUUUGUAUCUUCCCUCUUCAUUUUUCAAAGGGGGUUCUAAAGUAUCAUUAAGUUGAUGUGUCUCCGUUUGUUUCAGCUGUUGAUACAAAGGAUAUAGCCUGGUGUAACUGUACAUUAUAUGACCUUGUGCUUCCUGCAAAUUUUUUUUUUUUUGUUUCUGAUCACUUUUUUUUUUUUUUAUCUUUCAUUUUAAAAAAUUUUUUAUUUGGAUUUGUAUGUAAUCUGGUCAUUAUUU